Molecule: messenger RNA, 890 nt
Organism: Bursaphelenchus okinawaensis
Lineage: Eukaryota; Metazoa; Nematoda; Chromadorea; Rhabditida; Aphelenchoididae
Source: the annotation of a GenBank genome assembly
AUGAAUAUAUUACCGAAGAAGAAAUGGCACGUUCGGACCAAGGAGAAUAUGGCCAGAGUCCGCCGAGACGAAGCAGCGGCUGCCGCGGCCGAAGAAUCUCGAUUGGAAAGAGUUAAACUGGCUGAACAAGAAAGACGAGUCGAACUACUCAAAGCCAAACAAGAUCAGUUCAAAAGCGUCAAGUCCGAAGGUGCUACAGAGUAUUCAGAAGGACUUUCUUCAACGUUUUCAGACAGAGCGGCGCUAAAAGGAGAAGCUACAGCAUCAACUUCGCGACUGACUUCCUCUUCAGCUUCUGGACAAGAUGGACUGGCUUCUUCAUCAAAUAUUGGCCAAGGACAAGCUUCAAAACAUUUGAAUUUCUUCGAAGAGCUAGAGCAACAAGAACGAAGUAACAUGGCCAGCGUAAACAAGGAAUAUCAGGCCGAGAAGAAGGCUGAACAACAUGCUUGGGAAAGCAAAAUGGGUAAGGUCAUACCGUUUUAACGUUACAGUGCUUUACACUUUAAUAAUAAAGUGAAUUUACAUACACCUACUACGUAUAAAUCAAGUCACAAAUUUAUAAAGACCUAAAUUCAUAUAGAACAAUAAUUUUAGGUAUAAUGAAAAAGUUUGCGGAAGAUACGAACGAAAUAACAGGCACCAAACAUUGGUGGGAGUCGAUAGAAAGAAUAAAACCAGAAGAAGAACAACCAAAAAAGAAGACGAAAGAGCACAAAGUGGAAAAGAAAGAGAAAAAGAAGAAGAAAAAGAGGAAAAGACGUUACUCAUCUUCAUCUGACGAAGAUUCUGCUGAAGCCAAGAAGAAGCGACUUCAGGCGAUGAGAGAAGAACGAAUCAGAAGAGAGGAGGCAGAGAAGCAGAGAGAGGCUAAGUUCGUCAAACGAUAG